Molecule: messenger RNA, 7834 nt
Organism: Caenorhabditis auriculariae
Lineage: Eukaryota; Metazoa; Nematoda; Chromadorea; Rhabditida; Rhabditidae
Source: the annotation of a GenBank genome assembly
AUGAGCGCUACAGCAGUUCAACUUAUAGCUGAAUUUAAGUUGCCAAGGGAUGUUUCGAAAAAAGCAAGACGAUUCUUGUUCGCAAACGACGAUUUAGGUAAUAUCGAUAAAAUUGAAAAACUUCGAAGAAUAAAAAAAUUUAUUUAGAUAGCGAGAACCAUGAAACUCAAUCUAUAUCGUCUAUCCAAGAGACACAUCGGAUUUGCCCCGACACAGAAAAACCUGAAAAUGUGAAUGAAUGGGAAGAUGCUCCUUCCGACUAUCAGCAGGUGAAAAAACAGGGUUUUUUUGAAACUUCUUUUUUUAACAGGAAGAAGAAAAAGAAGGUUGGCUUUCGAGCUGCCGAGUGACGUCCUACAGCGACGCCGACUACUUUUUGGCGAGUUUCGGAGCUCGUUUCGUCUUGUUCAGCAAAUCUUUAUCAGGUUUUAAGUUUAUAAGAAUAAUUUUUCAAGAAAUAGUUUGAUGAAGAAGCUAAAAAAUAAAAAUAAAAGAUCUUCAGGCGAAGAGUACAAGAUAGAAACAAUGCAAAAAGUGGAGGAUGAGGAGCAUGUGAUAUCAGCGAGUUGCCUUCUGGGGCUGAGCAACCCGCGCCACUCGGACCAGCUCGACUGCGUGCUCGUCGCCGUGGGCACUGUCAAUGGUUUCGUUCAUUUCUACACGGAAAAAGGCACUUUGCUCUUUCAUGAACAGUUUUCAAGCAAAGAGCCCAUAUGCGACGUUGUUUUCAGUCAAGUGAAGGUUUUUAUUUCAUAUUGAGAUUUAUGAGAGAUUCUUCUUUCAGGGAUCCCAAGUUUUCCUUGUUGUUCUGAGAAGGGUUUUUUUCGUCGUUGAUGUCGUCUCCAUGUAUUCCACUUUGUUGCAAGCGAAAAGUUCGGUUAGUUGAAUUCUUGUUUCAUUGAAGUAUUUACAGUAAAAGAUACGAAAAAAACGGGACUUUGGUCACAAAUUCCUUUUAAGGAAGUUUCUGAAGCUGCUUUUUUUGGGAGGUGAAACUCUAUCAGAGGGUUAGAAAUACCAUCACAACUCCAAGAAGCAUGCAUGGGAUGAGCAUGAAAGAUCAUUUUUUAAAGGUUUUUUCAAAACCCCUCCCCCCUUUUUUUUCCUCGUUUUUUUGCCAAGUCCUCUUCCUUUUUUCAGGUCCCACCGAGAAUAUCCCAUGUUUGCCAGGAAGUUUCAGAAAGAAUGAACUCCUUAAAAGAAAGUUGUGACCGAAAAUUUUUUUUAGUAUCUUUUCUGACGGUACUGUAUUUUAAAGAUAGCGAAGGGUGAGAAAACUGCACACCAACUUUCCGAAAGUCUCGAUUCCAACUGCGAGCUUCUGGACCCAGAGGUGACGAGGUCAGCCUCGCCGGAGUUCAGCAACAUUUCCAAGGUUUCAGCGACAUUUUGCACGUGGUCUACACGGGCCCUCACACGCCGACAACGUUGGAGCAGUACAUGGCCGCCUCGUCUCGUUCUUUCUACGUAGGUCACGGCAAAAGUUCAUCGACGGCUGUUCUAGGCCCGAGUCGAGCGCUUCACGCCUCCGACCUAUUCGACUUUCGCUGUGACGACAGAAGCCUCGUUCCUCAGUUUCGUUUGGCAUGAUCACGAGGCUGGCGGCAAAAUUUGGAACGAAGCCAUCAAGUACGGAAAAUCGGUAGGUUCUUUCAAGUUUCUAAAGAAAAAUGAGCUUGAAUUUAAUUUUUUUUGGCUGGAAAACACAGUUUACUGACAGGAAACUAUGAAAUUGCUCAAAAAUGUAAUUUUCGUCUUUUUUUCCUAGGAUGGAUGUAUCUUAUCUCUUACAAUCUCACAAUUCUUUUUUCAUCAAGCUAUUUUUUUUCAUCUAGUAGAGUAGUUAGUUUGAAAAACUUCUAGAAAUUUAAAGGUACCGCCAGAAAAGAUACGAAAAAGAGCGAAUUUGGUCACAACUGUCCUGAAAGUUUUCUAAAGCUGUUUUUUUUUUCUGUGAAGUGAGACUCUAUCAGAGUGUGCAAAACAACAGUGAUCAAAAAUCCAGAAAGUUUGAGAAAUAUUGAAUCCCUUACAAGAAAGUUGUGACCGGAAAACCCCGUUUUCGUUUUCUGACGGUACUGGAAUUUUUCCUGAUUUGUAUUGUCCAAACCAAGUUUGGUACUCACAUCGUUCUCCUGAAGUGUACAACGACCACAAAGGAUAUUUUAAGCUUCUCCCGAGUAUUGGGAUCCGGAGUUUUUUUGGACUGCAGUCCAAACCUCUGCGCAAAACGCCGUUGUCCGAGACGGCCUGCACGGCUCCCGUACGCAACUGCGUCAGGGACAACCGAGUCGCAGAGACGGUUGAAGGCUCGCCGGACGGCCGCUACUUGGCCAUCGUUGACCGCACCGCCCGUGUCGUCCUUGUUGAUGUUUGUUCUUCGCUUUUUUUUUACACAGUUUUCGAGUAUUGUUUUUCGCCCGCAGCUUUUUCAAGAACAAUCAUUUUGACCUGAAACUUUAUUCGAAAACUUCAAAAAAAAAAGUUUUUGAAUCUGCAUAAAAAUCGCAAAAAACAUGAUCAGCAAAUGUUCAACAAAGCCAGUAAACCGGUAUAAAUGACUUCCAAUUGAAAAAAUUGAGUAAAACAGAUCUAAUCCUUCGUAGUCUUCGGAUUUGAUAAAACACGCUCAUUGGGAUCUUCUUCCAAACUUUUUCGAUUGGCUUCUUCGAAAUUUCAGGCCAAAAAAAAUACUUUUUAACAAAGUUUUGUACGAAAACCCAAAAAAAAUACUCACCCAUUUUCGCUACUGUAUAAUAUCUGAGGUGGCUGGAACAGAGAUCACUUUCUUCGACAAUCAUUCAAACUUUAUGCUGAAACUGAUAUUGUUUUCGAAAAAUUGAAAAAAAUAUUAAUAGAGUCUCUAAGUAGUGAAUUAAAAUUUGGAUUGUUUGCUGUCAGCACAUUUCAAAGCUUCAAAAAAUGCAGAAAACAUUGGGAAAAAUCUAAAUAUUAGGCGCAUUUUGAUUAUUUCUUCAGCUUUAUGAUGUUUUUCAAAAAAACAUUUUUCAUGGCCUGUUUAUCGGGCAAAAGAAAAAUUGUCCCAAACCAAAAAUUAGUACUGUUUUGGAGCAAUUUUGGUGCGCAGAUAAACACGAUUUCGCGUUUUGAAACAUGUUCCGUUUCUCCAAUGAACACACCAUUAGUUUCUGCUUUUUUUUUUAAAGUAAAGCUUCAAUCGAACGCAUAGUCAGGAAAUUGAGUUCACAGGAGAUCGAUAUUUAACAAGUUUUUCAAUUAUGUUCUUAAACUUCGUACAUAUAGGUUCUAAACCGACAAAUCGCCAUGAUAUGGAAAGGAUACCGGGAAGCGAGCGUUUUUUUCGUAACGAGUACAGAAGAGAAACGGGUCGCCCUUUUCCUCGCGAUCUACUCUCCACGAAGAGCUCUUCUCGAAGUCUGGACUGUCGAGGUUUCCUUUGAAUCGUCAACUCUGUCUCUACCCCCUCUUUCCAGAGCGGAUUCCGGAUAGCGGCCCAACUGAUGGACCCCAAACGGCUUCAUGUUGAAAGGAGGAUUACCAACACAGAUGUGUGGCAACGUUUUCCAUUCCCUAGCUUCUUCUUUCACCGCCUAUUUCAUCAAUUCCAAAGUUUUCAUCUUCUAUUAAGCUCCAUUCAAAGUUUCUAGAACGAGUUCCAAAAAAUAGUUGUUCCGUUCCAUUUGGCGUUGGUGACUGGAGCCACUUACGAUCAACACGACCAGCUGCUUUUGAGAAAGGUUUUCUUCACAUUCGAAUCGGGAGGGUACCAUAAUGUGUCCAGAAAAAUACCUUUCGAAAUGGUAACCCAUGAUAUGUCCAUCGUGAGACCUCCAGCAUAACUUUUAGCCCUACCUGAGACGUAGCGGAGGUAUUUGAGAGAAUAUAUCAUGUCUAUCUCAUUUUGCUCAAAGUCCUCACUAGGAAACGUUUUUUACUUGUACUUUACAGGGGAGGUAAUUUUACUUUGCGGUUAGGAAUUUGCUAAAAAUUGGCCAGAACACUUUUUGAUGUACCUAAUGAAAAUCCUGAGAGUCGCAACUUGCACUGCUUCAUAAUUUUCGACAACAACGACCUAAAGUCUCAAAAAAGCCUAUUUUUUUUAGGUUUUGAUGGUUUUCUUUGACUUUGAGGCGUCUUUUGCCAAGAAAUAUUUUAGAGUUAGGACACUUCAAAAGCUUGAAAUAGCGUUUUUUGUCAUAAUUUGUGUAUUUUGCGAACUUUAAAGCUUUAUAUUUCGAAAACAAGAUCUAUUGCGAUUUUUUUUCUUCUGCAAUAAUCCUAAAGUACACGAAACCUUCUCUAGUCAGAGAUAUAAUCGUAGUUCCAUCGAUAGAAUUCAGACCCUGAAUUAUACCUCAAAGACCAUCGCGGUACCCUUUCUCGAUGCGCCCAUGUUUUCAAUUUGUUCUUUUAACAUCUUUUUGAAGCUUCAAACCGCCGGACUGAGCACGGAGACUUUUUGUGAAGUUCUUUUCCUCGCUUAAACUCGUCAGUUCUCGCCGAUCCGCUGUCCUAUCUUUGCUCUCCCAAUUGGAAACUAUCGCUCAAGCUCGUGACUUCUUUUCCCAGUUCUCAUCGGUUUCCAUUCCUUCUCAAUUUUGAUAAAUCCAAGUUUCAGGUCGAGUCAGUGAAGAGCCUAGGAAAUUUUGUCGAUCAUCUCCAAAAGGCCAUUGAAUUAUACGGAAAACUUUUGGCACCCUCAACCGAAAAUAGUCCAGAGCUUGAAACGACAGACAUUAAUUUGAAGCUGAAAGGUGCUGCUUUGGAAGUGGUGAAGAUACACUUGGAUCGCGAAAACAUAACGUUUGAACUUCCUUCUCAACCUGAAAAAAGAACCUAAAUAGGGAUGUUAACGUUCUGAGCGUUGGUGAAUGGCUGAGCUUCAUCGACUGGACUUCUGAAACGACUGAGGUGUUUUCCAGGUAGUUUUCUUGAAAAAUCAAAAUGAGUUUAUAAUGGUUACAGAUCUUGUGGAGACGGCUUUUACAAGCAACUGGCCUUUACACUUUUUGGAAAUUUUCUAAAAACUGAGACGAACGCCAAAGUUUUUCUCCACUCGGUUUUGAAUGAAGUUCCGUUCAGCAAGGUUUUCUGAACCCCGAGGCUCUCUCCAUAAGCAUUUCAGAUCGACAUUUUGAAACUUCUCAGUCUCGGUUUUCUCUCCUAUUCACAAGGAAUUUCACGCGAAAGUCUUGUGAGGUUUCAUUUCCCCUGAAGCUUGCCUGUGCAUAGGUUUAUCAGAACCUCGGAGCUUCUGUUCUUAUUGGAAGAAGAUGAACCGGGGGCUCUUCAACAGGCUGCUCGCAUCGCUUUCGAGUGGUUAGCUUUUCUUUCCUUUUCAUUUAAACUAGUUCAUUUUUAAACAGGACGGAUGUGGGACGUGCAAUUCUGCUGUUCACCGCGUGUUUUCUGGCUAAAAACUUUUCUGAAAAACCGGAAGAGUCGACCUGGAAGGAUGGAAUUGAGGACGCCGAGGCCGGAGAAGCAACGGGCGAAAAUGAGGACAUUUCCGAGAGUUUGCUCGUACCCAGCCUCUGAGCUCAUUUAUCUCACAGAACACCGCGAUUCGUGGCACUCUGUGAAUGUCGACGAGCACGCAGACAGCCUCAUACAGUACAUGCACGUGGUCUUCCUGGUUCAAACGCUGACCAAAAGAACCAUUCCGCUGGUGGCUGUUGCCUCCCACGCAGACUCUUUCCUCAGGGAGAAGGUUCGAAUUCAUUUUUAUACUCACUUAAAGGCAUAGAGGUAAAAAUGAGGUUAAAGAGAAAUAGGCCAUUUUGUAGAGUUCUUUCCUGCCUGUCGAACGGAAAACGUACAGAACUUCCUAGUUCUGUCGGAGUCGGAGAGAGAAAAGUUUGAUUUUUCGCCAAAAGGGCCUUUUGCAGUAAAGUUGCUCCAUGGACAACUCGCUUCGCCAUGUUUUGGAUUUUCUCUUUUUCCUUCGUUUCCUUCGGAUUACAAUUUUUCUGUUGUCACCGAAGUCUUUCUGUUAUGAAAAUUUUCUUAUUAUAUGAAUUUUUGGGAUUUUGGUCGCAAAAUACUUCUCUGUGCGGCUACUGUAAUCAGUUUUCUGUACACCGAUCCGAAGCAUAUUUCAAAAUUACAUGGCGGGAAAAUAAAAUCGCGUUCUUCUUUAAAAGUACUCAUUAUCUGUACUUUUUGAGUAGACCGUUCGAUUCGCAAUGAAAAUCUCUAUAAGAUUUCACCUCAAGCCCUGCUUUUUUCUGUUCCUAUGCCUUUAAAAUUCACAGGUCGCUUCGUGGGCAGUUCGAGAGAAGGUAGAUGCGGCCUUUCUCACUUCUGUGUUCCCAGCGGAUAUGCCCGAAGUACUGGGAGAAGAUCAGGCACCUGUCAUCGACAUCCCAGAAUCCACCGAAGACCUUCUCCGGCGCAUCCAUGAGUUGCUUCCACGAACUUUCGAGCAUGACUCCAUCUUUGCCGAUAUCGCCUGGGAACACAUGAGCACUUGGUUCAAGGAGAAAUCCGUCAAUUUUUCUCACUUUGCGGUAAGGUAGUUCUCUUUUUAGUAGCACUUUUUUGCACAGAGCAGCCUGGAAAACCUGGAUGCGAUCGUGAACUUGCGUCUGAGACACGGCGUUGCGCGAUUGAUCUGGGACAAUUUCGUGUCCACUGUAUUCAAGGCACUCUCAAUAAUGGUCGACAAGACAAAACGAGCACCGAAAGAGCGCGAAAGUCGGAAGGACCUCGGCUUUUCAGAGGACAAGACUGUCUGUUGGCUCUUCAUACACCGAACAUGGAUAGUUUCAGGUAGAGUUUCUGGCGCACAGUCAGAAGCUGCUGAGCAUUUUGCUGGAAUCCGUUCGUGAGGCGCCCAUGUCUUCGAUUCGAUCCCAGGACGUCCUUCAAGAAGUUGGCCUUUCUCGUCUGAGAAUAUAUCAAAAAGAAUGUUCCAGAAUGCGUACGUAUAUCUUAACCGACACCUCCACAGCGAAAAAAGCACGACGAAGGCUAGCAACGACUCUCUCGUGGCGAUAGCCAUGCGACAGCAACUUGUCAACUACCAUCUCGUCCUGCACCACCUACAUCUCGCCGUUGCUCUCCGUCUUCAAGUCCAGUUUCUCUCCGAGAAUCCCAGUCACUUUUUGCAAUUCAGCUCUCUGUUGGAAUCCGGAUGCAGACGAUUCGUACCCUCUUCUGUGCCAUCGGCGGUCGCGCUUUCUUCACUGACUUGGACUCUCAUCCGCUGAUUCCUCUUGACCGCGUCGAUGACUCAGUUUUGGAACGAAGGCAUUCAUUCUUAGCCAAGGUAUCUUUUUUCUCGUCAUGGGUCUCUUUUUCACGUUUCAAUGUCAAGGUUGCCGAACAAGGAUCAACCGAAGAACGGAAAAUGGCCAAAAUGCUCGCUGGCGAGUGGAACUUGACGGUGAAUUCGAUAGCUCUGAUGGUGAGAUAACGACGUCGUCUAUCCACACCUCUCUUGAGCUUGCAGCAGUCUUUAUCCGCCUUACGACUCGGAAACGACGACGUCGCUGCGCAAGAACUCUCGGCGGCGGUACACGAUGACCACGUGGCGGCAUCUCUGGCCCGCAUUCUUGCUGCUCGGAUUCUUCAGUUGGGCGAAAGUUCUGCUACUACCUUCACCAAGUCCCACAUGACGUUCGUUCUAUCAAUCUCAAUCAUUAAUUUUGUCCUUUAAAGGUAUCUCAUGAACAUGGCUGGUGAAGAACUGACCAGAGUUGAAUGCCCUGAGGAUACGACUUGGCAGAAGAGCAUAGUUUCUCUCGGAAAAAUCGCAGUCGGUUGCUCGUUUGCCGCACACGCUCAAGUUCCCUUCCUCCGUCUCAAUGACAUCGCCAAGCAAUAUUGGGCCAUCUAUUGGACGGAUUGA